This is a messenger RNA of Dichotomopilus funicola, 1752 nucleotides long. RefSeq lists its product as uncharacterized. The transcript is spliced from 2 exons. Lineage: Eukaryota; Fungi; Ascomycota; Sordariomycetes; Sordariales; Chaetomiaceae. The record is from RefSeq and is a predicted model, not a curated record. Gene Ontology annotation, cellular component: cytoplasm. Gene Ontology annotation, biological process: mitochondria-nucleus signaling pathway; negative regulation of transcription by RNA polymerase II; regulation of nitrogen utilization. Bases 1 to 1752 code for a protein of 583 amino acids.
AUGCCGAUGUCAUUAGAGGCCCCCGUCCUCCAAGUUGACGCAAAUGUGAUCCACAAGGUUGACACCACCAACCCCGCAAAUCUUUUCAGCAUGUGGACCGUCUUCGCAAGGUGUCGCGACUCAGUAGCUCAAGGGAGACGGUUGGAGAACCUCAGCUGGCGCCUUUGGAACCGCGAGACUUUCUGCUGUGAAGGGGAAGACGAGCUAGUUUCUUACGCCACCAGCCAACCACGAGACAUUCAAUAUCCGCGGGGGGCUGUCACGGAGGACCUUCCCCAGCUCUCCAGUAGCAUCGAAUCGGCUGCCGACGAAGAGGCCGUUGACCUCAGCGCGGACACCACCCCAGUCGAUAUCGUCCGCCCGAGGAUACAGAGGCAAGACUCGUGCGCUAGCAGCCGAAGCCGUGGCCGCGAGCGCCACAUCACCUCGGACGAGCUCGAGAAGAUGGUUGUUUCCAUCAUGCACGCCAAGAUGCCUCUCGAUGCGCCGCUUCCUACCAUCCCCCGCUCCCCCACUGCUGAGGAGAUCAACGAGCCAGUACACUCUGGCUCUACCACUGAUGAGUCUCCUUGCGAGACUCCAGAAGGUGUUUCCAGCGAUUCCACUGUCUCCCAACAGACCGACGAGAUGGAGGCGCAGGAGCAGCCAGAACCGGUGCCCGAGACAAAGCCGCAGACGAUAGUUACCCGUGGCUUUUCGCCCUCUCAGAUCUCCAUCAGCCGUCCCGCCUCUCUAUCCACCAAGGCGCCUUCGCCGUCCGCGAUUCCCGAACCUACCGAGUCACCAGCACCCAAGAUCAUCUUCCCGAAGAAGCAACGGCCCGAGUUUGCCCUCGGAGGCUCUUCUGGGUCGGACGAAGAGUCCUUCAAAAACCGCAAUCUUGAGUCGAGGAAACUUCCUGUGCAACCGAGAGGCGCAAUGUUCCACGUCGGAGGCUCGUCGGUCGAGGAGUCACCCUCAUCUUCGCAGCAACUCCACAGAGCCGCUCUCGUGAACAGCGCGCAGAAGAAGGCGUCGUUUAACAACCAGGUUGUGACCCAGACAUUUACCUCGUCCGCAAUCAGUGAUACUGAGGACGACUACCUUGACGAGAGCGCGAUUGACGAUGACGACGAAGACUGGGAGGAGGAGUCCGCCGAGGAGACCAGCAGCUCUUUGAACGAGGACAAGAUGACCUUCCGUCGCGUCGACUCGACCGCCAACCUUCCUUCUCGCCGUUCUCUCAUCACGCUCAUGAUGUCUAACAACAACCGGGCCCAGCGCUUCAACAACAUGGCAUCACAGUCGACGUCAGCACUUCCCCGCGCUCGUGCCACCCUCAACGGCCCUUCCCUUGUUGCCUCCCCCAACGACUCCGACGAGGCGCCCCUCAUGAUGAAGAGGGGCACUUCCCGUGCGCCACCGAUGCGUCCCAUUACCGAGAUUCCUCGCUCUUCUGCGCAACCCAUCAAUGUCAAUGCCACCAGCAUCCACCACCAGGCUGCGCUCUCGCCGCGCACUACCCGGCGGAACAUGCUUGCCACCGAGCUGACUGAGUCGCUUCGUCGGAACCUCCUCCGCGAGCGAUCCCAGAAGACAUCGACGGCCAACGCCGUUCUUAAGCGCCGCCACACCUCGACGGAUGUCGCAAACCUCAAGCAAUAUCCUGAGCGGCCGUACAUGAAGAAGGACAAGGAUAUUGACACCAAUUCUAGCAGUUGGGACAAGUACUUCCAGAACCCCUUCGCCGGCUAUGCGGCACAGGCUUGGUAG